This is a messenger RNA of Aedes aegypti (yellow fever mosquito), 1260 nucleotides long. RefSeq lists its product as uncharacterized. NCBI's taxonomy places the organism in Eukaryota, Metazoa, Arthropoda, Insecta, Diptera, Culicidae. The record is from RefSeq and is a predicted model, not a curated record. Bases 53 to 1240 code for a protein of 395 amino acids. The transcript has 2 exons.
UUGUCUAUCAGUUGCUUUCUGAUACUCGACUGGGACGUUUAUUCUGUUAGUGAUGAAGUGUCUUCUUCUAUUUUUCGCGUUGUUCGUGUACGAAGUUUUUAGCGAAAAUGUAACGGAUAUGGUUUUCAAGGACGAUCUCUGUCUUCGUGGUUCACGUGAUCAGAAUGGACAAUGUGUUUGCACUGCUGGUUUCGUGAAAUAUCGUGGAAGUUGUUUUUUAAUUGCUUCCCCAGCAUCAUCAUCGGUAAACUUACGAAAAAGCAGGACUUGUCCGGCGGGAUACAAUGACCAUCAAGGAAUCUGUGUACCCAAAACAUGCUCAGGAACUCUUUGUGAAAGUUCAUGUUCUCCGGGAUACGUAUUAAAUGCUGGUUUCUGCGAGCCACAGAAUCCCAAAUGUCCUCCGGGGACAUACUACAGAAAUGGAUUUUGCUACUACCAGGCCUUACCUCCGAUAACUCAAACAGCUAAACCUAUUGAAAAAAUGGAAAUAGUACCACCGUUGAAUAUUGGCAUUCCUGCUCCAGAGUUCGUUGAUCCACUAGAUCCAAUCGAAGAUGAAGACGUAACUGAGCCAACAUUCGAAGAUGAUGACGAUGAUAUCGAGUUCGUACCUGAUCGAAGACCAAACCCCGGAAACAACGUGGUUCAUAACUUGAACAACGUAGUUUCGCCAGUCAACGUAACGUCGCAUAGUAUCAACAAUGUCUUCAUUCACAUCACACGACACAAAACCGAUGGAUCUAUCAAAACCGUCGUGAUAAGAAAUAACGAAACAACGGUAUAUGAAGAGAAACCACCACAAGAAAAAUGCGAUGAUAAUCCUGAGGAGUCUACCAACACAGAAGAACCACAGUCCGACAGAUGCUGUAUCAUCGUAUCGCCAAGGAUCUGUCGAAAGCAACAGGAUGAAUGGGUUUGCUUUCACCGAAAGCAUUACCGUUGUGGAGCUUUUUGCACGUCGAACGUAAUGUACUUGAAGCCACGCCAGCCGUUCUACCACGGUUCAUCGCUUAUCAUGCCCCCAACGAUGAACUACUCUUCGCGCAUGCGGUUCGGACUAUGUCGGUGGGGAGUUUGUCCAUCCAUUGACUGUUCCGGAUGCCUCCAGGGGAGCUAUCGCUGUCACAUACAAUGCUACACAUAUGACUGCGCUGAGCAAGGCAAUUGUAACUUUGUCAACCAGGAUGAGUACUGCGAUGAUAAUGACGAUGUACUUUGUACGCCCGUAGAAGAAUAAAUUGAAAGUAUUGUAGGUAA